Molecule: messenger RNA, 534 nt
Organism: Porites evermanni
Lineage: Eukaryota; Metazoa; Cnidaria; Anthozoa; Scleractinia; Poritidae
Source: the annotation of a GenBank genome assembly
AUGAGGCCUGGACAAGAGCAACGAGAUCUUUGCUGGGGAGAUUUGGAGCUGAAAACUAAUGCUGACGGGCUUCGUUACGCGAAGUUUUCCACAGAGCGCCAAACAAAAACGAGAACUGGUGAAAACACAAAAAAUGUCAGAGGAAGCAAGCCAAAGAUGUUAAAAAACCUUGACAAUAAUGAUCGCUGUCCUGCCACAGCCUAUUUGGCCUAUAAGCAACAUAGACCACCAGAAAUGAUGGCAGACGACUCUCCGUUUUAUCUUGCUGUCAAUACAGAAGUUCCGAAGGCAGGGAAGAAAUGGUUCAAGGCAGCUCCACUGGGAGUAAAUUCACUUAGAUCUAUAGUGAAAAACAUGUUAGCGGCGUCCCAAGUUCAUUCAGACAAGAAAUUGGUCAACCACAGCACCAGAAAGCAUCUAGUCCAGAAACUUGUGGAUAAUAAUAUUCCACGGAACGAAAUUGUGGAAUUAACUGGACACAAAAACGUCAAUUCACUGAAUAACUACUCCGCUAUAUCUGACAAAAGACAGUAG